Molecule: messenger RNA, 2859 nt
Organism: Oldenlandia corymbosa var. corymbosa
Lineage: Eukaryota; Viridiplantae; Streptophyta; Magnoliopsida; Gentianales; Rubiaceae
Source: the annotation of a GenBank genome assembly
CAAUCUAUAUAACAUAUCGUCACAUCAAUUACCUUUGUAAUAGCAGCAUCGGCUUAGUUUUGAAUGUGAUCACAAAAUGGUCAUGGCUUCCAAACACACGAAGCCGCGGGAGGAGGAAGAGGAGGAGGAGCCACUUGCCGGUGAAGGCAGGGAUGAGAAAUGUCCGGUGGAAGAAGUAGGGCUGGUGGUGCCGGAAACGGACGACCCCAGCAUGCCGGUGCUGACAUUCAGGGCAUGGUUUCUGGGGAUGUUCUCUUGCUUGCUGCUGAUAUUCCUCAACACAUUUUUCACCUACAGGACGCAGCCAUUGUUCAUCUCCGCCAUCCUGAUGCAGAUCGUAACACUGCCGCUGGGGCGGACGAUGGCGGCGAUCUUACCAAAGGGAAAGCUUAACCCGGGUCCCUUCAACAUCAAGGAACACGUGGUGAUCACGGUGUUGGCCAAUUGCGGCUCCGCUGCCGGAGGGAGUGAGGCCUACGCCAUGGGAGUUAUCACCGUCAUGAAGACUUACUACAAGCUCAAUCUCACCUUCUUCGCUGCUUUUCUCAUCGUUUUGACCAGCCAGUUGAUAGGGUAUGGAUGGGCAGGAAUGCUGAGGAAGUAUUUGGUUGAACCUGCGGAAAUGUGGUGGCCAUCAAACCUUGCUCAAGUUUCCCUUUUCAGGGCACUUCACGAGAAGGAAGAGAGGAAGAAAAAAGGGGUAACAAGAAUGCAAUUUUUCCUAAUGUUCAUGGCUGUCAGCUUUGCUUACUACACAUUCCCAGGCUACCUUUUCCCGCUGCUCACCUUCUUCUCUUGGACCUGCUGGCUGUUCCCUCGGAGCGUCACCGCCCAGCAAAUUGGGUCCGGAUACCAUGGGCUUGGGCUUGGUGCUUUCUCCCUGGACUGGGCCGGUAUCGCGGCUUAUCACGGCAGCCCACUGGUCACCCCCUGGGUUUCCAUCCUCAAUAUCGCCUUUGGUUUCAUCCUCUUCAUCUACGUCAUAUUCCCGGUGUGUUACUGGAAAUUCAACACUUUUGAAGCUCGCAGAUUCCCCAUAUUCUCCAACCAGCUGUUCGAUUCCCAGGGUCAAAACUACGAUGUUACUAAGAUUCUCAACUCCCAGUUCGAGCUGGACACCGCCGCUUUCCAGAAACGUGGGCCGCUCUACAUGUGUUCCAUGUAUGCCAUGUCAUUGGGCUCUGGAUUUGCAAGAACUUCUUCUGUUUUCAUGCACGUAGCCAUCUUCCAUGGCAGGGACAUAUGGAAGACAUUUGUGGGAUGUUCCAAGAACAUGAAAUUAGAUAUUCACGCGAGGCUGAUGAAGAACAACUACAAGGGAGUGCCGGAGUGGUGGUUCCUCAUCAUAUUAACCUCAAGUGUGGGUCUCUCACUGUUGGUUUCCGUUACGCUCAAACAAGACUUGCAAUUGCCAUGGUGGGGUUUCCUCUUUGCUGCUGGUCUGGCUUGGCUCUUAACCCUCCCUGUUGGUGUCAUCCAAGCCACCACCAACCAGCAACCAGGAUAUGACAUUGUAGCCCAGCUGAUGAUAGGGUACCUACUCCCUGGGAAGCCCAUAGCCAACUUGCUGUUCAAGGUUUACGGAAAGGCCAGUAUCCUCCACGCUCUUACUUUCCUGUCCGACCUCAAGCUGGGUCACUACAUGAAAAUCCCUCCAAGAAGCAUGUUCACUGUUCAGCUGGUGGGAUCCCUGGUUGCAAGUCUGGCCAACCUGGGGAUCGGGUGGUGGAUGCUGGGAAGCAUCCCCAACAUCUGUGAUGUCGAGGUGCUUCAUCCUGAUAGCCCAUGGACUUGCCCCAGGUUCCGAGUCAUGUUCGACACCACCGUGGUUUGGGGCUUACUCGGACCGGAACGCCUGUUCGGCCCCAAAGGUCUGUACAAGAACAUGAUCUGGUUAUUCCCCUUGGGGGCUCUGUUGCCCCUCCUGGUGUGGGUUGCCACCAAGACCUUCCCCAAACAAAAAUGGAUUCCUCUCAUCAACAUCCCUCUCAUCACCUGUGGAUUUGUGGGGAUUCCACCCGCUGCACCCACCAACAUCGCCAGCUGGAUCCUGGUCGGGAUGGUGUUCAACCAUUUGCUCUUCAAAUACCAAAAGGGCUGGUGGCAGAAGUACAACUACGUCCUUUCCUCCGCACUGGAUGCCGGCACCGCUUUCAUGGGUGUAUUGAUUUUCUUCGCCUUGCAGAAUUCCGGUAAGAAUCUCAAAUGGUGGGGAACCCAACCCGAUCACUGUCCUCUGGCAACAUGCCCAACAUCUCCCGGGAUUGUUGUAUCAGGAUGCCCUUCUCUCAAUUAGGUCAUUUUUCAGAUCAGUGGAAUAAUCUUUUCACUGACUGCACUUUCACACAAGUCAAUCUCGCCCAGCGUGUGGCAUUGUUAUCAACUAAAAUGUUUUGGUACCUGCUGCUAGCUAGCUUCUAUACCAAUUACUUCAGAUUUUCUUGGUUGAAUGAGGAAUACCUAUUGCGAUCCAAGCUUCCUGUACAACAGACUGACCUAUCAUUACAAAGCAAGGAAAAUACCAAUGACAUGUGAAACUCCUUUGUACCAAACCUACAACAUACUUCCGAGAUGCCCUGCCAUCAAAUAGUAUUUUGCAAACGAAGUCUCCAAGCUGCACGGGGAUGCAAGUGCUUUUAAGGCCAAAAAGGAACCAAUCAUACACUUGAUGCUUCAACUAAAAAGACUAUACCAGAUACCCUAAUUAUGAUCGAUAGCCGAUAUAGCACUGCCAUCUUAAUUGCACAGAAACGAAGAUAUACAAAACAAAGAAUUGAUCAAAUUUUGGUAAAAGGGGGUAUCAAGUGUCAACUCUAUCAAGCCUUUGUUUUUUCUUUUCUUUUUUUUUUCCUUUUUGGG